AUGCUGCUGAUCAUUGAAGCUCUUCUUCUCAUUUUAGCUGCUCUAGGACAGGAUUGCAGAGCUGCUGGUGCAGGAUAUCCAUUGGAUAUGGCACUGAAUUCAGUUGAUGACCAAUAUGACGGUUGUAAAGAGACAAUGAAACACCUGGAAAAUCUAGGGAAGGAAAUGUUUCUCAAUGACCUUAAUUUGGAUUAUCAAGAAGGUGAAAAAAAUGCAAAGAAACCAGAAGAUAACUUGAAAAAGAUUAAUUCGGUUUCCAUUUAUAUGUACACUAACAAUAAUUCUGAUGUAUAUCGUGAUUUCAAUAAUGCUGUUCGUAGUGAGAAACAAAAAUACAAAAAGGGACCAUUCAAAUGGUAUUCACUUCACUUUCUGUUAACAGAUGCGAUACAGAUUCUGAAGAAAACACAAAAUAAAUGCUAUUUAACUUAUCGUGGUACUAAUGUUGAACUUGGUAAAGAUGUUCUCAACAAAGAGAUUCGUUUGGGUUCAUUCACAUCCUCCUCUCUUAAUCGUAAAGUAGCACAAGAUUUUGGAACUAAAUCUUGUUUUGAAAUUGAAACUUGUGAAGGUGCUGAUGUGAUCAAAUACUCGAAGUAUCCUGACCAGAAAGAGGUGCUGAUUCCUCCAUAUGAGACGUUUAAAGUCACUGCUGUCAAGAAAAGAGCAGAUCAGAAAGAUCCAUGGUGUGACACUGUGUACAUAUUGAAGAAAACUGGGAGAAAAAGUUACCUGAACUGUCGUGUUGAUAAGUGA
Sinocyclocheilus grahami is the source of this 756-nucleotide messenger RNA. RefSeq names its product erythroblast NAD(P)(+)--arginine ADP-ribosyltransferase-like. Bases 1 to 756 code for a protein of 251 amino acids. Gene Ontology annotation, molecular function: NAD+-protein-arginine ADP-ribosyltransferase activity; NAD+ poly-ADP-ribosyltransferase activity. The record is from RefSeq and is a predicted model, not a curated record. NCBI's taxonomy places the organism in Eukaryota, Metazoa, Chordata, Actinopteri, Cypriniformes, Cyprinidae. The transcript is spliced from 2 exons.